Messenger RNA from Rotaria socialis, 2352 nucleotides. The record is from the annotation of a GenBank genome assembly. Lineage: Eukaryota; Metazoa; Rotifera; Eurotatoria; Philodinida; Philodinidae.
AUGCAAGCCAUUAUUCCUGUCGAUGUUUACGUUGGAAACGAACCAUAUGAAGGGUCAAAAGUGCUGAAAGAUGUUAAAACAUCGAAUUCUCAUGGUCGACAAGCACUUCGAAUACGUACACGUGCUAUUAACAGUGCUAAAACAAAUAAAACAAAACCCAUAUCAUCACCAUUAUCGCAUAUUCCUAAACAAGUUGUUAUUCCUAAAGUAGCUGUACCAAAUCGUUCUCAAAGUUCAUCACCAAAUCGAGGACCAUGGGUUCCAGCACCAGGUCGUUCAACAAAAGGACAAAAAGUUUCUUUUCAAAAUCCAAAAUCACGUUUAGAAAUAAAUCCAGUUGCUGAGUUCAUUGUAGACGAUGAAGACAGUUGGAAUACUGAACGUGAUAAACACAAUACAACCGCAGAUUCUCAAUCGAAUACUCUUUCAAUAGAAGAUAAAGAAAAAUUGAUGGCAGACAUUCAAGUUUAUGAAAAGCGUAUUCAAAGUGUAAUUGACGGCAUUGGAAUACUCAAAGAGCUUGUACAUAAACGUACUAAUUCAGAACAAACUGAUCAACUUCGUUCGGACAUAGAUUCAUCUUUACAUGAAUUAGAAAGAUUUCAACAAAAUCACUCUCAACAUAUUGUCAAUCCACGAUCAAAACCAACUCGGUCUCGAUCGCUAUCACCAACACAUAAUAAGAAUCGUUCAUCGAGCGUUGACCCACAACCACGAAGACGAAGUGUUACACCGAAAGUUUCAUUUCAAGAUGAUCCAAUUAAUCGAAGACAAAGAGCACGAAGUUCAACUCCUAUACGAGGUCCAUUACAUCUUAAUCCGGAACGAGAACAAUUAUUAGCAACAUUAUCGAAUUCAGAAGCCGAUAUUUCACAAAUUACAAAAAAAUUAUCUUCUGUGACAACUUUACUAAAAAAACUUAGAUUAGACGAUCAACCUGUUUCAUAUGAAGUUGAACAAUUGCAUCAAUAUCGCAACGAAUUAUUGCAUUUGAUUGAACUGUUUCAACAUUCAAAUAGUAAAGUACAACAAUAUCUUCGACAUCAAUUUCAUUUAGAAGCUGAACAUGGAAUCAUUUUUGAUCAAUUUGAUACAUUAAAAACGCAUAUACAUGAACUUGAACAUGAAAAUGAACAAAUAAGACGUUUAUUACUUGAUAGAGAAAACGACAAUAUUGCUUUACUAGCAGAGCUUGAACGCAUAAGAUCACAUUCAAUUGGUUUUGAUACAAUGAAAACAUCAUUAGAACAAAAUCGUGCUCACCUUCAACGAGAAUUAUAUACAAAAGAAGGAGAAAUUCAUCGAUUACACUGUGCUUUACGAGCAUUAGAGCGUGAUCUACAACGGGGUCGUUGCUCUUCUGACAAUGCGAAUCGAUCUGUCAAACAUAAAUCAAUAUAUUCUUGUCCUUCUCCAUCUCGCGUCACAACUAAAUCAAAGGCAAUAACAAUCGAAAGAUUACAAGCAGAGCUAAAUGAUCGCGAUGAUCUUAUCAAUGAAUUGAAAACAAAAUUAGAUGAUAAUAGCGAUUCAGGAACAGGUGAUCUAAAAUUAGAAAAUAUACGUUUGAAAGAAAAACUUGAACAAACUGAACAAUUGUUAAAUGAAUGUAGAGCACAAUUACAUACUCGAACACUUCAAGCAUCAGCUCAUAAUAGUAAAAAUCAUUUAUCGGAAGUUGAAUUAGAAAAAGUUCGUAGCCGAUUACAGAAACGUAUUGAAGAGCUCGAUCCAUUACCUGAAUUAUUGAAACAAGCGGAAGUAGAAAAAGAAAAACUUCAACAAGAUAUUGAUGAACUUAGAAAACGUUUACCUCUACAAUCUAAUUUCUUAGCACAAUCUCCUGGUACGGAUCAAACUAGACAAACUCGUUUUUCACCCAAUGAUGAUAUUCGAGCUCUACAACGGAGAAUAGUUUCUUUAGAAGAAGAAAAUCAAAAACUAUCAAAAAUGCUUAACGCAAAAGAUGAAGAAUUACGUAAUGCACAAAUUCGUCUAAAUGCUAAAUCAUACGAAACAACACCAUUGAAUAAGCCGAAUGAUUUAAGAAGACCAGACUUUAAAGUUCGAGACGAUACGUAUGGUUCAAAGAAUAAUUUUCUGCAAAAAGAUACAUUUGAUCUUGAACAGCAAACUUCGAGACUUCACCUUGAACACGCACAAUUAAAACGAGAACGAGAUGAACUCGAACGACAUUUUACAUCUCAAAUGAAUGAAUUACGUGAAAAACUAGAACAAUCAAAUAAUGCCAAUCGAUCGAUGCAAAAUUACAUUAAUUCAUUGAAGACCACCUAUGCAACACUUUUUAAUGAUACAGUACCCACAUCUUUAACACGAUUUACAACAACCUAA